Diorhabda carinulata is the source of this 2782-nucleotide messenger RNA. Its product is annotated as putative Dol-P-Glc:Glc(2)Man(9)GlcNAc(2)-PP-Dol alpha-1,2-glucosyltransferase. The transcript is spliced from 6 exons. Gene Ontology annotation, molecular function: dolichyl pyrophosphate Glc2Man9GlcNAc2 alpha-1,2-glucosyltransferase activity. The record is from RefSeq and is a predicted model, not a curated record. Gene Ontology annotation, cellular component: endoplasmic reticulum. Lineage: Eukaryota; Metazoa; Arthropoda; Insecta; Coleoptera; Chrysomelidae. Bases 3 to 1421 code for a protein of 472 amino acids. Gene Ontology annotation, biological process: protein N-linked glycosylation; dolichol-linked oligosaccharide biosynthetic process.
CUAUGUCUCAAAUAUCAGAUUGUCAUUUGUCGUUUUUGUUUAUUUGGCUCCCGCUUUCUAACAUAAGUUUAAUUUGUAAUGUAACGAUAAAUCAAAUGCAACAUGCCGUGUCUCUUAUUAUUUUCAAUAACAUAUUUUUAACCUCAAAAAUGAUUGUUGAUGAAAUAUUUCACCUACCCCUUGGAAAAUCCUAUUGUAAAUAUAAUUUUUUUGUGUGGGACCCAAAAGUAACCACCUUACCAGGCCUCUACUUAAUAACCGCAAUCAUCUUGGGUCCUCUUAAACUAUGUGGAACUUAUUGGUUGAGAUUUUUGUCUUUGGCUUUCUCCAUCGUUAAUGUAUUAUUAUUUUAUAUCCUAUUUGCAAAGUAUGAAAAGAAUGAAUGGGGUAAUAUUUUGUCAUCUAUCACAUUGGCAUUACUUCCACCACUGUAUUUUUUCAGCCACUUUUACUACACUGAUGUUAUAUCUCUAACAAUGAUACUAUUAAUGCUUGUUGCAAGUGAAAAAGAGCAUCAUUAUAUAGCAUCACUUUUUGGUUAUUGCUCCGUUUUUUGCCGUCAAACAAAUAUCAUAUGGGUUGUGUUUUUAGCAGGAAAAUAUGUGAUGACUGAACUAUAUUUAAUUGCUAUGAAAGACCAUGUCCCAAAUAUUAAAAAAGGACUCCCAGCUCAGCACAUUCGACAACUAAUUUCCGAGUUGAUCAGAUAUCCAAUGAAGAUUCUGGCAAGUACAAAUUUAUACUUUUGGUUCCAUACAAUGUCAUAUACCGCAGUAGUAGUGGCUUUUCUGAUAUUCUUGAAGAUGAAUGGAGGAAUAGUUUUAGGAGAUAGAACUGCACAUCAAGCUACUAUACACAUUCCUCAACUUUUCUACUUCUCACUGUUUUCGCUAAUUUUUGCUUGGCCACACUUUGUGGGGGAGGUGCUAAGUUUUUUGACAUUUACCAGGAAGCACAAAAAAUGUAUUUUCAUAUUAAUAAUACUCUCGUGUGUUAUUGUUUUGGUAAAUACACAGGUUCAUCCCUACAUGCUUGCUGACAACAGGCACUACAUAUUUUAUAUUUGGAACCGUUUUUAUGGCAAAUAUGAUAUAUUUAGAUACGCUAUGGUGCCCGUGUACAUAUUUUCAUGGUACUGUAUCAUAAAGCUAAUUUAUGAUGGCAAUGAUGUGAGUUUUUUAAUUUUGUACUUAAUAUGUGUUACUGCAGUACUGGUUACUCAAAAAUUAAUUGAAGUUCGAUAUUUUUUCAUACCUUACAUAUUAUUCAGACUGAGAUUAAAAAGCAAUGCGAACAAUGUCUUCAAUUUAAUUUUAGAGUUUGUGACUUAUUUGUUGAUUAAUGCCAUUACUUUGAAUUUGUUUUUCACGAAAAAAAUUGCUUGGGCUAAUUACUUAGACCCACAGAGAUUAAUUUGGUAAUCCCACAAUUGUUAGGUCAUUUUUAAGUGAGAUAGAAUUUAUAUUUUAUUUAUAUGUUACUUAUAAUGCUCUCUGAUAUUCAACAACUCCAAAUAAACGACAAACUUUUUGUGGGCUUUAACGCUUCAUUUUAAUAGAUUGCUUCCAGUUGAGAGUGGCUCUGAUAUAUCAUAGUUGAGUAUUUUUUAUUGAAUUGGUGUAAAAAAACAUAAUUCUUUGAUGAAAAAUUAUGCUAAUCAGGGUUAUUAUUUAACUUCUAAACCUAAAACUCAAGUCUUAAAAUAUUUCAAUUGAAUGGAACUAGAGUCACUUAUCAACUUAUAUAAUCCAUUAGGCUUUUAUUUAAAGUCUCGCGUUGGGUCUGGAUAACUAGAUACUUUUGAAGCGCACUACAAAUGGGGCUGUCAUAUGUAUAUGCAACAUUGUAUCCAAGGUAGGUGCUACAAAUUGUUGCCAUACGUCUGUCCACUAGUUACAGUAUUUGUAUCGUGAUAAGUGGUUAUAUUGCUUUUCUGAUUCAUUCACAUAAUUUUCACUGAAUUUAUUUAUGGAAAUUCAACAACCAUGUGCCAAACAAAAAUUUAAUUUGGGUUCGAGCCUGAAUAGAAAUGAACGAAUUAUAAUCAAUUGAUUGAAUUAGAAAAUGGAGAUCCAAAUUUUUAUAAACACUUUAAUGCAUGAGCACAGCAAAUGUUUAUUUUAUUGGAGUUAAUCAUGGUAGACCCACAUGGCCAUGAUUCUGAUUAAUCUUCGUCUUCAGCUAUUGAAAUUCUCUCUAGACCAUUCUUCUAUUUUGUAUUCUUGUAGUUAUCAAUUUGUUUGCGUUUAGUAAUUUUUUGUGUUUCAUCGCAAUGUUGAUAUGAAAGUUGACCUACUAAAGUAAUUUAGUGGACCUGAACCAACGCUAUCUAAUUAAUUGAAAAUAAUAUCAUAGAUUCUCACCACACCGCACAAUAAGAGUUGUGUCAGAAAUCAGGAUAAGUGACAGAUAUAUUUUUGUAUGGAAAUAAUGUUUUGUUUCAAUUUUUUAUAAAGUACUCCUUAGAAAUGAUCGAUUUUCUGUUUUAUGUUUUGUGAUAUUUGUUAAUAAUUUAAUAUUUUACGCGUUGCUCGAUAAGACGUUCCCUAAUUAUAUUCAAGCACAUUCCAAAGAAAACGAAUUAUCGUUUCUAAUGAAGAUAUCAGUGAUUUCUCUGUAAAUGUUGGAUUAUAUGUUGUAGAAAAAUUAGGGAAGAGACUAAGAUUUCCUAUUUCUAAAUUGUUUACUAAUUUGAAGCAAUAAAAGCUAUUUUCUGAAAAGACUGUACAAUUAAAUGUUAUGACUGUACUUUAAACUGUCACCAAAUAAAAUUUGAAUUCAU